Molecule: messenger RNA, 849 nt
Organism: Leptomonas pyrrhocoris
Lineage: Eukaryota; Euglenozoa; Kinetoplastea; Trypanosomatida; Trypanosomatidae
Product: diphthine synthase-like protein
Exons: 1
Coding region: 34-849 (271 amino acids)
Biological process (GO): protein histidyl modification to diphthamide
Molecular function (GO): diphthine synthase activity
Source: RefSeq, a predicted model, not a curated record
AGCAUCUAUCGGCUCCGCAUUCAAACUGCUUCAAUGUUCACGCUCGUCGGACUCGGCCUGGGUGAUGCGUCUGACAUCACGCUGAAAGGCAUGAACGCGGUGAAGGAAGCGGACAUUGUGUAUCUCGAAGCCUACACCUCAUUCUUGAUUAACAGCAACGCGGAGGAGCUCUCCUCCGCGUAUGAUAGACCUGUUGUUGUCGCCGACAGAGAAAUGGUGGAGAGCGGUGUGGUCCUCGACGACGCUAAGGAGAAGAAAGUAGUGCUUCUUGUUGUUGGCGACGUGUUUGGUGCGACCACGCACUCUGACCUGAUUGUGCGCUGCCACGAGCAAGGGAUUGAGUGUAAGGCGAUCCACAACGCCUCCAUCAUCAACGCUGUCGGUUGCUGCGGACUCCAACUGUAUCGCUUUGGCCAAGUGAUUUCACUGUGCUUCUGGACGGAGACGUGGCGUCCGGAUUCGUGGUACGAUCGCCUGAAGAGCAACCGGGUCGCUGGUAUUCACACCUUGGUGCUGCUCGACAUUAAAGUGAAGGAGAUAUCGGAUGAGAACCUUGCACGUGGUCGGAAGAUCUACGAGGCGCCGCGCUACAUGACUAUCAAGCAGGCACUGGAGCAACUUCUGGAAGUGGAGAGCUACAAAAAAGAAGGCGCUAUCGCUGUUGACGGCUCUACAUUUGCGGUGGGCGUGGCUCGUGUUGGGUCUGCAACGCAAAAGAUCGUGGCUGGCUCGAUGAAAGAGCUCCUUGACGCUGACUUUGGCGAACCCCUGCAUUCGCUUGUUAUCGCUGGCGAUGUACACGAGUGCGAGCAAGAGCACGUCAACUUAUUCCGGCUUCCGCAGCAGUAA